AUGCUCAAAACAUCCUAUUUCAAAGCAGAAGUUGAUGAAAAGCUUCCUUUUACUGUUUAUGCACAUAAAUAUUGCCAAUUAAUUGAAGAACCAGAUAGGCCAUUAAUAAAGUAUGUCUCUGUUUGUAAUGAUAAAACAGUAGAACUAUCUCUAUAUGAAUUUCAUCAUUUAGUAGAUUCUUUAGGAUAUGCGUUUUAUUCUAUCGUUAAUUUACAAAGAAAGGAUGUUAUUGGUAUUUAUUUACCUAAUUGUGUUCAAUUUAUUAUUUCUGAAGCAUCUAUUGAGACUUGUGGAUUUAUUAUGAUACCACUUAAUCCAGCAUAUAAACCAGAACAACUUGAACGUUUGUUCAAUAAAACAGAAGUAAAAAUGGUUAUCACAACAAAAGCACUUGUCCCAAAUAUUAUUAAAGCUGAUAAAACCAUGAGAAUUGUUAUUGUAGAUUCAACUAAAGAGGAUAUCAUUAAUUAUUCUUCACAAAGAAUGAAUGUGUAUUCAUAUAAUGAUUUAAUCAAAGUUCCUCUAAAUAAAGAAUUUCUUGAUAAUCAACGAAAUCAAAUUAGUUCUGAAGAUAUAUUGUUUUAUGGAUGUACAUCAGGAUCAACUGGAGAACCAAAAAUUUGUGUUUAUACUAAUCGUGCUUUUAUUGGAAAUAUUUGUUCUAAUCAAUCAUUUGUCCCAGUUGAAAAUAGAAUAACUUUGAGUAUUGCUCCAUUAUAUACAACUACAGGACACAUUGUUGUUUCGUUUGUAAUAACAAAAGGUUAUUAUUACAUCUUUUUAGAUAAGUUUGAUGUUGAAAAAAUAUUCCAAAUUAUUGAAGAAGAUCAUGUCACUAGUACAGGUGGAGCACCAUCUGCUUUUAUGGCUUUAAUGAAACAUCCAAAUAGGACAAAGUAUAAUCUAAGUUCAUUGAAAGAAGUUACUAUUGGUGGAGCUAUAGCUUCUAAUGAAUUAACUGAAUCAGUAAAAAAAGUAUUUAAUUUACAAUAUGUUUGUAGUGGGUUUGGAAUGACAGAAACAUGUGGUAUUGUUUAUAAAAUGCCUGCAAAAUCAACAGGAUAUAGUGCAAAAUUAACUAAGAAUUAUGAAAUUCGAGUUGUUGACCAUGAAACAAGAGAGGUUUUACCUGUUGGGAUUGCAGGAGAACUUGAAAUAAAAUCUCCAUUUAUACUAAAAGAAUAUCUAAAUAAUCCAGGAGCUAAUAAACAAGCAUUCACUAAUGAUGGAUGGUUUAGAACUGGAGAUGAAGCAGUCCUUGAUGCUGAUAAAUUUUUAAGAAUUACUGGAAGAGUCAAAGAUAUGAUAAUUAGAGGUGGACAUAAUAUUUGGCCAGCAGAAAUAUGUGAUAUUAUGAUUGCUCAUCCAAAAAUUCAAGAAGCUGCUGUGAUUGGUAUACCUGAUAAGAUUCAAGGAGAAACACUUGUUGCAUUUGUUAUAGUAAAAAGUGGAUCUUCAUUUACUAACUUAGAGAUGGAAAUAAAAGAAUAUUUAGCUGAUAAAUUAGUUCCAUUCAGUAUUCCAACAUACAUCUUUCAAUUACAAGACAUGCCAAGAACUUCUUUUGGUAAAGUAUAUAUUCCAAAAUUAAAAGAAAUAGUGAAGGAUUUAAUUAAAAAGAGAUGGGAAACACUUAUUCAAGAAAAUAAUGAUCCUCCUAUAACAGAAGUUGGAAAAGAGAUGGCUAAUAUUUGGAGUGAAUUUUUUGAUAUUCCUGUUGGUGCAUUAUCAAGAAAGAGUAAUUUUUAUGAUUUAGGAGGUGAUUCUUUUGUUGGAGCACAAACUGUAGCAAUUGUUAGAAAAUAUAUACCAAAUGCACCAUUUAAUUUAUUGUCAUUAAAAUUUAAUCUUGGGGAUAUCGAAGAUUAUGUCUCUAAUCCAACAUUAUGUUCUAAUGAAAAUGAAGAAUUAACUAAAGAUUUAAACUGGAUCCAACGAGCCAAUGUACAUGAAUUAUUUAAAAAAGUUGUAGAAUCAACUAACGAAAAUAUUAAAAGAGAUAGUGCUAUUGUAACUGGUGCAACAGGGUAUCUUGGACUAUACAUAACACUAGAACUUUGCAAAAGAAGUGAUAUUAAAAAAGUGUAUUGUGUUGGUAGAAGUUCUAAUAAAAAUGAACUAAUUAAGAAAAUGAGAUUAAUGUUGAGAAAAACUGAAAAGGAAUGGAAUGAUAAAAUUGAAAUGGUUGUUGGUGAUAUUUCUAAAGAAGAUUUUGGAAUUGAAGAUUUAAAGAAAAAAGAAAUGAAAAGUAAUAGUAAAAUAUUAAUUAAUUGUGCUGCUGUUGUUAAUUGGACAAAAACAUAUAACCAAUUAAAAUUAACUAAUGCAUUUGGCGUAUUAAAUGUAAUUAACUUUGCAGGUCAGGGUAUGAAUAUUUGUCAAAUAUCUACAAUUGGAGCAGCUCUUAAUAAAGAUGAAAGUAUUUCUAAUAAUAUUCCAUUAAAUGCAUUCGGGUAUGUUCAAUCUAAAUGGAUGGGAGAACAAAUUUGUAAAAGGGGGAUUGAAGAAGGAUAUAAAAUUAAUGUAAUGAGACCUUCUUUUGUUGUAUCAGAUUCAAAGACUGGAAUAUGUAAUACAGACGAUUUUAUUUAUAAAAUGAUUCGUCUUAGUAUUAAAAAUAAUAUCGGAUUAAUUGGCCCAUCAUUCCCAAUGACACCUGUAGAUAAAUUAGCAGAAUGUAUUGUUAAUAAUAUGUAUAAACAAAAGAUUAUAAUCAAUUUGAUUCCAACAACAAACGUUUCAACUGAAAAUAUAUUUUCUAUUUGUAAACUGUUAAAUAUGAAAAUAACUUUAGUCGAUGAAACUGAAUGGAAGAAAAAAGUAACUGAUUAUGCUCAGAAUGGUGAUAAAGAAGCAAUGCAAUUAUUAGCAUCUUUAAAUGUUCUUGAUCUAAAAGGAAUAAUAGAAUCAAAAUUCUUUACAUCUAAUCCUAAAGAAAAUAUUCUUGAUUUUACAAAUGAUUUUAUCAAAAUAAAUCUUAAAAAAUUACAAAAUGUAGGAUUCUUUAAUGAAGAUGGAUGCUCAUUACUGUCAAGAUCUAAUUGA
Molecule: messenger RNA, 3045 nt
Organism: Entamoeba dispar SAW760
Lineage: Eukaryota; Evosea; Mastigamoebida; Endamoebidae
Product: 4-coumarate--CoA ligase, putative
Exons: 1
Coding region: 1-3045 (1014 amino acids)
Biological process (GO): fatty acid metabolic process
Molecular function (GO): medium-chain fatty acid-CoA ligase activity
Source: RefSeq, a predicted model, not a curated record